Phycomyces blakesleeanus NRRL 1555(-) is the source of this 2037-nucleotide messenger RNA. RefSeq lists its product as hypothetical. The coding region runs from base 1 to 2037 and encodes 678 amino acids. Lineage: Eukaryota; Fungi; Mucoromycota; Mucoromycetes; Mucorales; Phycomycetaceae. The record is from RefSeq and is a predicted model, not a curated record. The transcript has a single exon.
AUGUUGGUAUCAGAAUUACCAUUCGAAAUCCUGGCUAAUAUUGCGGCCUUUUCUUCUCAAGAAACCAAGCUACAAUGCACAGUUAUUUGCAAGGCCUGGCAGAUACCCUUCCAGGAUUCACUCUGGGAUACCGUUAAGAUUACUGACAACAAAGACGACGGAAAUUCAGUUCUAGAUAGAAUAACAGACCUUUCGAAGCUAUAUAAGAAGAAUGGCCAUCGGGUUAGAUCCUUGAUUCUAUAUAUGGACUCGUAUAUAUGUGGUUCCCAGCUUCAGACAGCCCAAGAGUAUUUCCAAAGAAUAAAGCAUCUUUCAAUUCAACAAAAAACACUUCACUGGCGUGUGUCAGGCAAUUUUACUAACUGGAGGGCAUGGAGAUCAUUGACACAUCUAGAAAUCGAAAUAUCGAAAUUAAACCAUGGUCGCAAGAUGGAUAAGACGUUCGAAAUCCUUUCAUUUCUACCACAGCUUACAUCACUACAUAUCAUCGACAGUGGACAGACCUCACAAUACAGAUUUACAUGGAGAACUAUGGAUUUCCUUCAUGGAUGUUUACCUCGAUUACAGACUCUUCAGACAAAAAUCCCGCUUAUUGAUAUACCAAUACAUCAAAUAAAGCAAAUGACCAAUAUAGUACCAGCAGAGACAAUAACCAAAGUGAACCUCUCAUUAAAAUAUUCAAGCUUUGGUUGGGUGUAUUAUUCAAAUCUCAAAUAUCCCAAUAUACACACACUGGGACUACUUACAAGAAGGCAAAUGGAUGAUUACGAAGAGGAUUCUAUGUCGACUUCCAGAUUAUCAAAUGACGAAGAUAUGUCUGAUGAUGAUAAUGACAUGAUAUACAGCGAUGACGAUGGAGACCAAGAUACAUCAGAAGACGACAUAGAAGACGAAAAUAUUUCCGAUGAUGAAAUCUCAGACUAUACAUUAGAAGAUGUGACCAAGAUGUUUUCAACUCUUCCAUAUUUCUUCCCAAGUCUAAAGAAACUAGAGAUGAACAAGAACCUAAUGUCAAAAGGAGAGCAUGAUCUCUUUUGGAAAUUGAUUCGGAAAUUUGGCGUAUCACUCAAAUACCUGAAUCACAAAUGCUGCUCUAUACUCAUGGACAUGCACAACCCCGAGACAACUGUGAUCGAUUAUGUUGAAGCGUUUUCUCUUAAUAUCGAAACCUUGUACUAUCAAGUAGAUCCAAAUCCAAUGAUGCAGCAACCCAAUAUGACGGCACACCCCAUGUUGAUCCAUUACUAUCUAUAUUUGACUGAGUUAAAUAUCCGGCUUUACACAGAAGAUAUGGCGUUGGACGUUCUGCUAAAUCAUUGUUAUUCAUUGAAAAGACUGUUCUUGUCCGUCAAUGAGCUCACUAUAUGCGAAGAUGCGGCCUACAGACUGGAUCCACAUAACUUGGAGAGAUUGGAGCUUUACGGGGUCAAGGCCAGAACAUCGCUAUUCAACUAUCUUUCUGUCCGCUGCGAGAAUUUGACCCACAUGGUUUUUUGUAAUGUUCGGAUAUUUGGACCUAUCUCUCAAGAAACAGGAAACAUCUGUCUUGACAUGCGAUACACGCGUUUCAAAGUCUUGAGACUAGGAAACGUACGAUUUUAUUCCGAAAGGGAUUUAGGUCUCGCUGAAUACGAGUACAAAGAUAGGAUGAUCCACCUCAUCACGAUUGAGCAAAUCGAAUCUAUGCAUAACAAGACCAGUCCAUCUAAUAGCCUUUUGCAGGUACCAAAGGCUCCAACGAUAGAGCAGCUGUGGUUUCUUUACUUUAAGGACAAGAAACGUAGAGAAGGAUGCUUUAUUGCACAAAAACUGAACAGAUCGCAGGCCAGACUUAUUCAAGACUACUUUAGAAUGUUUGAACGUAUCAACAAGCGUCCAUGUGAUCACAAGGGAAAUAAGUACAGUAAAGAUGAGCCCGAAGAAAAUUGUUAUUGGGCAGAUCACCCUCCUCGAGGUUAUGUUACCCUGCGUUGUGGAUAUGUCGCUAACUAUUCUGGAAAAUCGAUUUUUGAAAGCAAAUUUGUUACUUGUAAUUGA